CGAAAGUGCAUCCAUGUUAUGUUCCUAAAUGCGUAGCGCGCGUAUUUUAUACGGAUUCACAAUGAAAACAUUUUCUCGUCGUGUGACGUUCAAUUUUUUGUGAGAUAUAAGAUAUAAAAAGAAAGAGAUGAAAACGUGUUGCGCUUGUGGGUUUCGCGAAAAACGUGACACCACUGAGAACAACGAGAGAGUGUCUUAUCACUCGUUCCCGAAGAAGAAGGAUAUGCGUCAGGCGUGGGUCAGUGCAAUAGGGAAGAAAGAUUUCGUCCCAACCAAAAGCAGCAUUUUGUGUAGCCUACAUUUUGCCAAAGAAUGCCUGUAUUACCCUAACAAUGGAGGGAAAAAGCAACGGAUACGUUUACGGCCAGAUUCUAUACCGACCUUAUUUGAUGUAUGUUUUUGGAAAAGGAGGAACAGAAAGGGAAUACACAUGGGAUAUGCGAGGAAAUCUAAACAAAGUCAAGAUGAUAAUCAUUCUAAGGAUGAGAAACUGGAUAUGAAAGUUCGCUUAAAAACGGAAUCUGAAUCAGACACGAACAUGAGGUCGGCACUAUUUGUUAAUGACGUGGCGACAUGUAGUAAAUGGAACAAAUGUCAAAUGAAGUCAAAAGAAACUAAUAGGGAGUGCUCUGUAACUUCAAGAGUUAAACGACGGUAUCAUACGGUGUAUCCAAAAUACAUUGGUUUCUGUACUCUCAGUGAUCUCCGGUCUCCCGUGAAAGUCAUGCAUAAUUGGAAAAUGGCUAUGACCUGCAUUAGCUCGCAACGAAAAGAAAUUGCAAUACUUAGGAGGAAAAAUUAUUGUCUACAAACAAAAGUUGCAAUUCUCGAGAUGUUGUUAGCUGAUUGGAAAGGAACCUGCUAGGAGUGAUGCUUAUGGAGAAUUUACACUGUCUCUGAUGUCCGACAUACGAUGUCGAUAUCCAAUAGAAUAAAUUUUCCGGAGACGAACGUCUUGCUAGUUAGGAACCUUAAAAAGUCAAACUUACUAUUGGACAUCGGAUUAUUGUACUUUGGCAUGAAAGACAGUGUGAAAUUUGGUAUACAAUAUUGCCGUAUUUCGCUGUCAGAUGUUGGAAUGCAGCCGAUGGUCCAAUGAGAGAAUUUACUUUUCGAGAACGAGUUCUCCUCAUUGGACCGCGAAGUCAUAAAAGCACAUCAAAAAGUGAUGUUUCCGAAUGCAGUCUAAAUGUUUCAGAACAACUGGUGUCUAGUAGUGUGCACACAUUGUGUGUUUCCGAACGGAACCUAUGUUGUAAAUGCUUGAAAAGUACUAGAAUUUCUAGUAAUUUCUAGUAACUAGUACAUCCGGCUAAUAACUCUGCACGAGCGUUUUAGGAUUGUGGAUAUAAGACCUAAAGCGGGGUUUACAAUGAGAUUUUAAGACUUAAGAUUUAAGAAACUGUC
Messenger RNA from Dinoponera quadriceps, 1407 nucleotides. Its product is annotated as THAP domain-containing protein 2-like. Gene Ontology annotation, molecular function: sequence-specific DNA binding. Lineage: Eukaryota; Metazoa; Arthropoda; Insecta; Hymenoptera; Formicidae. The record is from RefSeq and is a predicted model, not a curated record. The transcript is spliced from 5 exons. The coding region runs from base 128 to 865 and encodes 245 amino acids.